GAUCGUUAUCUAUUUCUUAAUUAUACUUUACAUGUUUUUGGCUGUGUCCAUUGUGUGCGAUGAUUACUUCUUACCUUCUCUGGAGAUCAUCAGUGAAUGCCUCGGCCUCUCUCAGGACGUUGCUGGAGCAACAUUUAUGGCGGCUGGAAGCUCUGCUCCAGAGCUUGUCACAGCUUUUCUAGGAGUCUUCGUGACAAAGGGCGAUAUCGGCAUCAGCACCAUCCUUGGAUCAGCAAUCUAUAAUCUUCUUGGUAUUUCUGCAGCUUGUGGGCUGUUAUCCAGUGUGGUUUCGAGGCUAUCCUGUUGGCCGCUGUUUAGAGACUGUCUGGCAUACACAAUUAGUGUAGCGGCGGUCCUUGGGAUGAUAUCUGACAACAUAAUUUACUGGUAUGAAAGUGCAUCUUUAUUAUUGAUAUAUGGGUGCUAUAUUCUGGUACUAAGUUUUGACAUUAAAAUCAACCGGUACUUCAUGAAAAAGUUCAGUUCCUGCUGCACAUGUUUGACAAAAACUAUGGAAGAGAAUCCUGAGCAGCAGGCACUGGUUGGCCAGAGGGAAGAGAGUGGACCUCUAAUUCGUCAGCAGUCAAGAACAGAUAGUGGAAUCUUUCAAGAUGAGCCGGACUACUCUCAACUUUCAACAAGCUUGCGUGGGCUUAAUGAAAUCUCUGAAGAUCAUCGAAGUGUCUUCACCAUGCCUGAAGCAGAUAUGAAGAGAGUCUUGUGGGUGUUAUCCCUUCCUAUCACUACACUCCUCUAUUUGACUAUACCAGAUUGCAGAAGACCGUUUUGGAGGAACUGGUUCAUGGUGACAUUUUUCAUUUCAGCAGUAUGGAUUUCUGCAAUAACCUAUGUCCUUGUAUGGAUGGUAACAAUAGCAGGUGAAACCCUGGGAAUUCCAGAGUCAAUAAUGGGUCUCACAUUACUAGCAGCAGGAACAAGUUUACCAGAUACAAUUGCAAGUGUGCUGGUGGCUCAGAGAGGAAAUGGAGAUAUGGCCAUGUCUAACAUUGUAGGAUCCAAUGUAUUUGAUAUGCUCUGUUUGGGAAUACCCUGGUUUAUAAAAACUGCCUUCAUAAAUACAUCAGGACCCAUAGAAGUGAACAGCAGUGGUUUGACAUACACAGCCAUUUCUCUUAUCUGUUCUGUUGUUUUUAUUCUUCUGGCAAUUCACCUGAAUGGCUGGAAAAUAGAUAAAAAAUUGGGAGCAAUUUGUCUUGUACUGUACUUAGUAUUUACUACAUUAUCGAUUUUAUAUGAACUUGGCAUCAUAGGGAACAAUCCUACAAGGGUCUGUGGUAACUAG
Messenger RNA from Apus apus (common swift), 1303 nucleotides. RefSeq names its product solute carrier family 24 member 5 (gene SLC24A5). Lineage: Eukaryota; Metazoa; Chordata; Aves; Apodiformes; Apodidae. The record is from RefSeq and is a predicted model, not a curated record. Gene Ontology annotation, molecular function: calcium, potassium:sodium antiporter activity; calcium channel activity. Gene Ontology annotation, cellular component: membrane. Gene Ontology annotation, biological process: melanocyte differentiation; intracellular calcium ion homeostasis; calcium ion transmembrane transport. The transcript is spliced from 8 exons. The coding region runs from base 32 to 1303 and encodes 423 amino acids.